Cydia amplana is the source of this 1224-nucleotide messenger RNA. It is a transcript of the gene Mul1, whose product is annotated as mitochondrial E3 ubiquitin protein ligase 1. The transcript has 6 exons. Gene Ontology annotation, biological process: organelle organization; protein ubiquitination. Gene Ontology annotation, molecular function: ubiquitin-protein transferase activity. NCBI's taxonomy places the organism in Eukaryota, Metazoa, Arthropoda, Insecta, Lepidoptera, Tortricidae. Bases 126 to 1157 code for a protein of 343 amino acids. The record is from RefSeq and is a predicted model, not a curated record.
ACAGCUGAUUUUGUGAUUUUCAGUUCCGCGUGAAAAAUGGGAUUUACUUUAAGGAAAAUUUAGAUAUUAUUAGCCGGAUUUAAUCAAAAUUGGUCUGACAACAGCGUAAUAUAAUCUAGUUCACCAUGGAUUUCUUCACCGAGGUGAUCGGAGAGACGGUGAUUCUCGGUUUGGAUUCUCUCAUCCUCGGCUUCUGUGUGAAGCAGUUGAGCAAAUGCAAACAUAUAUUAAAUGCUUUACAGACCGCACCAGUGCUGGAUAUAGACUCGUCACUCAGCAGAGAGAUCAGCAAGUACCCCAACAACACCAUCCCUUAUGUGGUGAUCCGGGGCUUGGUGAAGCCCCUCGGGAAUCCCAUUGUUAGCAACUACAACAACUCCGUCACUGGUGUUGUGCAAAGGCUAACAAUAAAGGAACAUGUGAUAGCGCGCACGUCAGCCGGUUUCUGGUCGGACCAGACGCGCACGAUCCAUGAGGUGUGCAACUCCUGUCCCUUCGUACUGAGCAAUGGCAAGUUCAGCAUUGAAGUGGUGGACGCGCUCGCGGCUGAGUUACUUGACAUGGACGUGAUCUCCGACAAGUUCGAGCCCAUGUCCCCCGGCGUCAUCGACCACGUGUGGGGCUUCUUCUCGGGCGUGAGGCAACGCGGGCUCCAAUCCAUGGAGGAGAUGCUGCGAGACGGCUCCUUUAUAACUGCUGUGGGGGAGCUCAGCGGUCCUCCAGGGGCACUGAAGAUACAGCCACCGAGAGAUGGUCUACCAUUGUACCUCACAACUGCUACGAAGUCAAGUUUGCUCAAGAGAUUGGCGAGCUCAAGAGAUUUCCUAAGAGUGCUAGUGGUCCUCUUCGGCACAGUAGCAGCGCUGGCGGGGUCCCGCAUCGCCUACAAGUACCUAUCGCGGCGGCGGCGCAAGGCGCGCGAGAGCGAGGUGAAGCAGCAGCUCGCGGCCGGGCGCCGGGAGCGCCGCGCGCGCGCCCGAGACCGCGACCUCAGCGAGGCGCAGCUCUGCGUCGUGUGCGCUGAGAACCCCAAGGAGAUAAUCCUGCUACCCUGCGGCCACGUGUGCCUGUGUGAGGACUGUUCAGACAACAUCACAGAGCAGUGCCCGAUCUGCCGGGAGCGGAUAGAAUCACGCGCGCCCGCCUUUAUCACGUAGGGGCUGGUUGAGACAGCGGGGCAGGUUGAGACAACGGGGCGAGUUGAUACAGCGGGGCAGGUUGAGA